Glycine soja is the source of this 1593-nucleotide messenger RNA. Its product is annotated as hypersensitive-induced reaction 1 protein-like. Lineage: Eukaryota; Viridiplantae; Streptophyta; Magnoliopsida; Fabales; Fabaceae. The record is from RefSeq and is a predicted model, not a curated record. The transcript has 6 exons. Bases 269 to 1123 code for a protein of 284 amino acids.
GAGGUUGUGAUUGGCUUGUCAUGCCAGUUAGCUUGCAAUUCUGGGUUUCUGACAGACAGUAUUUAAAUUGUAUUUAUGUAUAUGACUAUGACUUUGGAAUGUAUACGGCUAAAACAUAUACGUCAUGAUUAAUGGUGGUGAUGAAUAUAUCAAGAAUAGCAAGUAUUUGUGUACUCUCAGUAUUCGAGAGCUACUUGCUUAUAAUUUAUGCAAGAACUCUCCUAAGUCAGCUUUGCUUUCGAAGCCUUUAUCUUUGAGUUGAAAGCAAAUGGGGAAUCUUUUUUGUUGUGUGAAAGUUGAUCAAUCUACGGUGGCUAUGAGAGAAGGAUUUGGACGAUUUGAGAAGGUACUUCAGCCGGGAUGCCAUUGCAUGCCAUGGUUCCUUGGAAAACAACUUGCUGGUCAUCUCUCUCUUCGGCUACAGCAACUGGAUCUUCGUUGUGAGACCAAGACAAAGGAUAAUGUCUUUGUCAACGUUGUUGCUUCUAUUCAAUAUCGUGCCCUGGCAGAGAAGGCCAAUGAUGCUUUUUACAAACUGAGCAAUACAAAGACCCAAAUUCAAGCCUAUGUUUUUGAUGUAAUUAGGGCAAGUGUUCCAAAACUAAACUUGGAUGAUGCUUUUGAGCAGAAAAGUGAAAUUGCCAGAGCUGUGGAAGAAGAACUUGAGAAGGCUAUGUCAGCUUAUGGGUAUGAAAUUGUUCAAACACUGAUUGUUGAUAUAGAUCCAGAUGUGCAUGUGAAGCGGGCUAUGAAUGAAAUCAAUGCUGCUGCAAGAUUGAGGUUGGCAGCUAAUGAGAAGGCAGAGGCAGAGAAGAUCUUGCUAAUCAAACGAGCUGAGGGCGAGGCAGAGUCUAAGUAUCUUUCUGGUCUGGGUAUUGCUCGCCAACGUCAAGCAAUUGUGGAUGGCUUGAGAGAUAGUGUGCUUGGAUUCUCAGUUAAUGUACCUGGGACAAGUGCAAGAGAUGUCAUGGACAUGGUCCUUGUCACUCAGUAUUUUGACACUAUGAAAGACAUUGGUGCUGCCUCCAAGUCUUCUGCUGUGUUUAUUCCACAUGGACCUGGUGCUGUUCGUGAUGUAGCUAGUCAAAUUCGAGACGGACUUCUUCAGGCUUCUCAUCAGUAGCCUCUACUCCACCUAGAUCUUGUAUUUGGUUUGUAUGGGAGUAUGUUUGAAGCUAUAGCGCCUGUGGUUGUAUACCUGUAUUUCUGUGCAGUGUGUUUUGUGAUUUUGUUUUAGAAUAAACUGCAAAAUUGAUCUUCCAAAGAUUAUGGCAUCACCUCAUUAAUGUUUUUAAGAUUUUUGUUAUCAAAUUAGUCCCACAAAUAUCUAAAAUGUUACCACAUUUGUUCACAUAGAGGACUAAAGAAGUGGUAACACAAAAUAAUUUAGUAUUUGAUUUGUAUCUCUGUGGGAUUGAUUUGUUGACCAAAAUCUUUGGAGGACCAGUUCAAGGACUUACUCUAUCGAUUUAUACUUUCAGUUUCAGGCAGUCAAGUAAUACUGUAUAUUCUGUUGUCUAUAUUGUGGAUCAUGCAUAACUAAACUAUCAAGUAUCCCUGUAUAUACAAGUUGUCUAAAUUGUGAAAGUUACA